AUUAGUGUUGACAGAAUAUCGUCCAAACUUCCGACUUAAAUUCUGUUCUUGAUACAUGGCUUAUAUUUUGUUCUAUUUAAUGUGAUAUGGGAUUCGCCGAAGUUUCAUCUGUACAGAGGAAGAAGGUAUAUAGGAGAAAAAGGAUGGUACAAUGAAUGUGCAGAGCUACGAAAGGAUAAGCCUACUUGGAAAUGUAACUUCCGAUUCUGCAGUCAUAUUCCUCGAAAUCUAUGUCCUCGAAGUUUGAUAUUCACAUACUUCGGUUGAUAAGAGCAUUUAAAGGUAUGUAACGUGAAGCAGCCAGGUGGAUCGGAUAAUUUAGACUGGAGUUACACUGAGUUCUCGAGCUACCUGGUUCGGCUUUUAUAAGUUCGGCGCUGGUUUUUCUCAACUUAUCGGUGUUUACUCUAUCAAGUUUUCAUGAUCAUAGUUUGAGUGCCACAACCAACUUAUCAUUUGAUAGUGAGGUUAUUACUUUAGAGAUAACAGCGAUGGAUAUCAACCAAACUGCACUACAUGACGUAAACUAUACAGGACGAGUUAUAAUCUCGAUCUAUUUCAUCUUGGUGGCGAUAUUUGGAUUCUUCGGAAAUUUGAUCAUAUUGAUCGUGCUUGUCAAGAUUCCCAAGAUGCGGACUCACACCAACAUCUUCAUCGGUAGUCUUGCUGUCAGUGACCUGACUACUUGUCUGAUGCUACCCUUCCUGGUGGCGGGUAUCCUUUCCAAGACAGGAUGGCCGAUGCCGAACUGGGUGUGCAUCAUCAACACCAUUGUCCGUUUCACUAGCCAAGGUAGUAGCGUGUGGAACCUGGUCGCCAUCGCCGUCAACCGCCUUGUCCUCGUGACGAUGUCGACACGCCUAUAUCGAGUUCUCUACCAAACCUCGACCAUCAUUGUCAACAUCGCAUUCGUAUGGUUGUUCCCACUUUCGUGCGUCAUCAUACCUUACCUCACAGGCGACAUCGUCAUUGGUUUCGAUAAAGGUCCCAAUAUCUGCAGCGAUACGGACUUCGACAGUGAAGGCAACCCAGUACACACAUUCGUUUACAUCCAAGGACUAGUCCUAUCUUGCAUACCUCUUGUUAUAGUCGUCGUAUGUUACAUCCGUAUUUACGUCUUCGUCCGAUUACACAUUCGACGUCAGAGCAAAGCGGCCACGAGUAUGAUGUCGAUGGUUGCUCGAAGACCGACACGGCCAGAGCCAAGCUCAAUGACAUCAUCAGAGCUGAGGACGGAGAGUGAAACGACUGAUGGAAAGACAGCGAGAAAGAGUCAGACUGGUGGGCUCAAAACCAGGUUGAAAAAGAUCUCCCUUCGGCGCAAUUACAGCCAACUGGAAUCUCGCAUCACCAAGAACUGUUUCUACGUGUUCUUGGGAUUCCUCAUCUGCAUCAUACCCUACGGAAUUUGCAUCCUUGCGGACAUCGGGUUUGAGGGCGCCCCACUGGCAAUGAUCUUCCUCGUCUCCAGUACCUGUCUGAACCCCAUCAUUUACGGGACCAAGCAUCCGCUCUUCAAAGCUGCUAUGUGGAAUAUCCUCACCACCAGAUUUAGUAGGGAUUCAAACAUCCCUGAUGCAAGUGCCUUCCAUAGUGCGACAAGGCAGAAUGGUACAACCACUCCUGUGUCUCUUAGCUGCGAAAGAACAAUCGAUAAUUCACAGGACUUAGCAGUGUAAACCUUUUUUUCUUAUCCACUGUUUUCGAGGAAUUCGUUUGACUAAAUUGUGACUGAAAAAUGAACAAUCUGUCUCGUCACAAAAUGUUAUUCAAAAAAGAUACUGGCCAUAACAGCACGGCUAGAUCCGAUCAGGCGAUUCAGCAUGCAAGGAAUACCUUCCUAUCGGUUACCUAUUUAUCGUAUACUCCUGGGGCCGCUUCAUAAAGCUGUUCGUAAGUUAAGAGCGUCUUUAAGAACGACUGGUGAUCCUUUCUUGUGGUAAAUGAUAUUCGCCAUUAAAUCUUCAUUGGUGAUAAUUUUAGCGUUUAAGAAAGAUUCACGAGUCGUUCUUAAAGACACUUACGAACAGCUUUAUGAAACACCUACGCACUCGGGUGGAAAGUGGUGAUUAUACAUUGUGAACAUGCAGGAAUAGAAUAAAUAAACAAAUGAAAGAAUGGAUGAAUAAGUAAAUAAAUAAAU
Messenger RNA from Lytechinus variegatus (green sea urchin), 2143 nucleotides. Its product is annotated as melatonin receptor type 1A-like. The record is from RefSeq and is a predicted model, not a curated record. Gene Ontology annotation, biological process: G protein-coupled receptor signaling pathway. Gene Ontology annotation, cellular component: membrane. The coding region runs from base 492 to 1679 and encodes 395 amino acids. Gene Ontology annotation, molecular function: G protein-coupled receptor activity. The transcript has 2 exons. Lineage: Eukaryota; Metazoa; Echinodermata; Echinoidea; Temnopleuroida; Toxopneustidae.